ACGGAUGGCGACGAAUUAGUCUUAUCAUUCUUAUUAUGUGCGGUGCCAUUUGGUAGACUGUGUAACUAGAAACUGAACGAGUCCAGUUCGGUGUCAGAUGUGCUAUCUGUACUGAACAUCUGCACAUCACUUAUUGCACUGGAGCUGUAUAAAUAUGCCUUAAGAAAUCUUUCAAAUCGUUUACGUACAUAAAUAUUUUACCCAACUUCAAAAACCGCUUUGUCGGUUGGAUUGAUGCGAAGGCGAAUAAACGUUUGUUGCAAACCCGCUGUAUGCGGCAUCUUAUAAUCAAAUUGGCUUCUCGACGCUGUACGUAUGCACAGGCAAUAAGGUUGGCUUUUGUAUUCAUAUGUACGGUUUCAUUUCAAAUCGUUCGCUCAGAUGGUUUAUAUGUUCAGAUGCCGCGCUUUUGGACUGAUUUUUUAAGCUUCUGGUUUUUAUUCCAUAGUGUUUCCGUUAAUUCUACCUCUCGUGCCGGUUUUGUCGCGUCGAGGACACCGCAACGUCGACCCCGAAGGAUUAAUACGUUGUGCCGUUCAGAACUGUCGUGAAAAUCGCCCAUACUCGUCCCACUGCAGUCUUUGCGUGUUUACAUGAUACGUCCAACACCAUAACUUGCGUGAAUUAUUAUUGACAGCCAAAUACACCGAUUGCGAUCGUUGUUUAAUGGGUAUAUGCUUCACUCAGCCGAAGGUGUUGUGUGAUGGUUUUAUUACCGUAAUAUAUACAAGACUGCGCAGGUAAAUGUGUUCUUGCUACGAAAGCAAAGAACCAACUUUUAAUAUUGACACCGUAUUUUUCGGAAACCGCGCGUUGUAGCAGUGCGCACACACCAGUUCAUCGCCGAGAAACCUGUGGUGCGGAUUAUGUCGGUGUUUUUCUCGUUAUCAUGAGAUUGCUUUAUCAGUGCACCAUAUCGGCCGAUCACCACUCAAUCCCAUGGUCACAUCCUAACCGAGAAAUGCGACCACUGGGUUGCCAGAAUGACCACUUGCUGAGUCAGUUCAUACGCUCAAUGCCGUACUCAUUGAGAUGUGGACGCUUGUAAAAUUAAUCAUCCUGCUGUCUGCACAACAAUACCGGAAAUGGUUGCUGGUGUUUACUCUCAUAUUGAUCUCUCUCCGCCCCGCUGCUGUGGCUGCUGUUCAGCAAAAAACCAAACCCUUCAACCUGACACUGGGCUAUCUGACGGCCAUACAGGGCAGUGAUACGGCGGCGGCCUUCCGGCAAGGCGUCGUCAUCAGCGGCGCGAUCUCCUACGCCAUUGAUCAGAUUAACAAUCGCACGGACUUAUUACCUUAUCAUCAUCUGAAUCUAAUCUGGAAUGAUACCGAAACCGAUCCGUCCAUCGGGACCAAAGUGCUCACAUCGCUGUGGAAGCAGGGCGCUGUGGCAUUCUUCGGGCCGGAAGAUACGUGCGAGAAGGAAGCGUUUAUUGCCGCCGCAUGGAAUCUGCCCAUGAUUAGCUAUAAAUGCUCAGACCAAGCAGUGUCGAACCGGAAAAUUUACAAGACAUUUGCGCGACUGCAGCCGCCUGAUAUCCAAGUGACAAAAUCAAUUAUCGCAUUGCUCAAGCAUUUCGAUUGGCAAAAAUUUUCCAUAGUUUAUGGCAGCACUCAUGCGUGGCAAGCCAUUGCCAAAAACCUCAAAGAACAAGCUGCCCUUUAUAAUAUGACUGUGAAUUCAGAAAGUGAAUUUAAGGAACCGUAUCAACCAGAUUUCGAAGAAUCUCAUUUUCCAGAAAUCAUCGACAGCACCCACAAGAAAACACGGAUUUACAUCUUCUUGGGAGAACUGAAAAGUUUGAUCGAUAUGAUGCUGCAAAUGAAUCACAAAAAGCUACUGGAAGGUGGCGAAUAUAUUGUCAUCUACUUCGAUCGCCAACAAUACAAGCCGGAAGAUCCAACGUUUUAUUUUCGAAGUUCAUUGAUUCAUAUGGAAGACAAUAUACCGGAUAAUUUCGAGGUUAUUGAAGCAAUGCAGAGUUUAUUAAUUAUCACCAGCACACAUCCGACGAAUCCAGAAUAUGAACAUUUUAAAAAGCAUGUGAAUGAAUACAACGAGAAGCCACCUUUUCUGUUUCCCAAUCCCUUCAACUUUCAAAAGCCUGUUACAGAAUUUGCCGCAAAUUUGUAUGAUUCAGUGUUUUUAUACGCUCGCGCCUUGGAUGGAAUUAUCAGGACGCAACUUGAAAACGAGACAAUUACAGCCACCCUGAGUGAGGAUGAAUUGGGAAAUUACCUGAACAGAUAUGUAACGGAUGGGGAAUUAAUAAUUGACUAUAUUUGCGGAAAGAAAUAUAAAAGCAUACAGGGAACGAUGCUGUUUAUUGACAACGACUGCGAUGCUGAAGGAAACUAUACUCUUCUUGGGCGACAAAGAGAGAUAUCCACCAAAGCAAACUUCUCUAUGAACCCUAUCGGGCAGUUUCAGCUAGGAAAUUCUACUACGCAACUCCCAUCGUUGCGGCUGCUGGCAAACACGGAAAUUGAUUGGGUAAAAACGCAACCGCAAGAUGAGCCGGAUUGUGGGUAUUCUCAUGAUAAAUGCGAUCAAGGACCGGAUAACACUCCACAUAUUGUGGGUGGUGUGGUGGGAGGUAUUGUUGGACUUAUCAUACUCUUUGGAAUAUUCGUUUAUCGGGAUUGGCGUUAUGAGCAAGAAAUUGCUGGACUUGUAUGGAAAAUUGAUCUCGAGGAUAUCAGUUUUGAUGAAUACGAAAGCGCAUCCGGUAGCAUGUUUGAGAUCAGCGCCGAAGACGGUGCUGAUGAAAGGAAAGAAGAACUGUUUGCGCAGACCGGUACAUACAAGGGUCGCAUUGUCAGGAUUAAAAGGCUAUGUUUUCCCACAAAGAAAAAUCUGGAAGUCUCCAGGGAAAUGCGGAAGGAAAUGAAAAUUAUGCGAGAACUGCGGCAUGACAACAUUAACCCUUUCCUUGGGGCAUGUGUUCAGCACAAUGCGAUCUACUUGGUGAUGGAGUAUUGUACAAAAGGCAGUUUGUGUGAUGUUCUCGAGGAGCCGACAAUCAAACUGGAUCAUACUUUCGUGGCGUCCCUCGUUUUUGAUUUAAUCAAAGGCAUGGCCUAUCUGCACCAGUCCGAGCUGAAAAUGCACGGCAACCUGAAAAGCCCCAAUUGCGUUAUCACUAGCCGGUGGGUGCUGCAGAUCACGGACUUUGGUCUGCGGCCGCUGCGCUGUCUGGCGUCGAAAGAGUUUAGCAGUGACGAUGACCUUUACCGUGACUACCUCUGGACCGCACCGGAGCUGCUGCGAGUGGAACCGGAAAUUGGCGCCACACAAAAGGGCGACGUGUAUGCUUUUAGCAUUAUUCUCCAUGAGUUUCUGACAAGAUUGGGCCCGUGGGGCAAUUCGGAGAUGCCGGCCAAGGAGAUAGUUUUGCGCAUCAAACAAGGCGAAGUUGUACGGCCGUCGUUCGAGGAUUUGGAAGCGCAGGAUUAUGUUGUGGAAUGUAUGCAGCAGUGCUGGAGCGAAGAUCCAGCGCAGCGGCCUACGUUUACGGAUAUUAAGGAUAAAUUGAAACGCAUGCGAGAAGGGAUGGUGAAGACGAAUAUUAUGGAUAAUAUGGUAUUUCUUUUGGAACGAUACGCUAAUAAUCUCGAGCAGCUGGUUACGGAGCGAACGGCAGAACUGCAAAUGGAAAAGAAGAAAACGGAGAAUUUGCUUCACCGUAUGUUGCCAAAGAGUGUGGCGGAACAAUUGAUCCGUGGAUGUGCCGUAGAACCGGAAACGUACGAGCAAGUGACCAUAUUCUUUAGCGAUAUUGUGGGCUUCACGUCAUUGUGCGCGGAAAGUACUCCUUUGGAAGUUGUGACAUUCCUAAAUGAUCUCUACACCAUGUUUGACCACAUUAUAAGCCAUUACGAUGUGUACAAAGUGGAAACUAUCGGCGAUGCCUAUAUGGUUGCGAGUGGGCUCCCGAUUCGGAAUGGUGAUCUUCAUGCUGAACAGAUUGCCACGAUGGCACUGCAUCUUUUGAAGGAGUGCGCAAACUUUCGCAUCCGACAUAAGCCGGAAAAGGCCCUGCUAGUGAGGAUCGGUAUCCACAGUGGUCCGGUUGUUGCUGGUGUUGUCGGACAAGCCAUGCCUCGAUACUGCUUGUUUGGAGACACUGUGAAUACCGCUUCUCGGAUGGAAUCUACCGGGGAAGCCAACAAAAUCCACUGCAGUCCGCAUUGUAAGGAAAUACUGGACCGGUUAGGUUCCUACGAACUGGUCAAGCGGGGCACUGUGCACCUAAAAGGCAAAGGCGACGUCCUAACCUAUUGGCUAGAGGACAAGGCCACCUUGAUGGACGAAAUCACACCUCUGCCGCCCCUUCCCGUGCGCUCCGAAUCUCCUCGCCGGGCGCAACUCCCUGUGCCCUCCCCGCAUACUUCCGUGCCGCGCUUGUCCCUUACGCCCAGUGCAUCCAUUAAUCUGGUGCCGGAAGAGCGACCGCAUGUGGCGUCGCGGCGUCCCAGUAUUGUUAAUUUCGUACGGCAAAAGCUGCGGCAUCACGGCAGCCUGAUGGGAAAUAAAGCCCAUGAUUCCGAGCACGGUCACCCGCGACUAUUCAGUCGCCGAGGAAGCGGUUCCAUGUGGUCUUCACGGGAGAAGCCGUCGAUUGUGCUGCCGAAAAUCAUUGAUGAAUGUGCCAAACCGUUGUUGCAUGAUUAUACCGUUAACGGACUGCCGGGAUCAUACGUUAGUAAAGUGCGCAAUGGUGCCGUCCGGUUGAGCCGGUCCACGCCGCCAUCGCGGGAAAACCUUAAUGGUAAUUUCAUGGAAAUGAGCCCGGUCAACCGAACGGGUUCACCGGAACCGCGGUUGUUGUCAGCGCCACACAGCAAGCUGGCGGAGAGCCGGUCGGUACAGAAUAUUCCUCGGUGUACUUCCUUUAGAAGCCAAUCUCCCAACACUCUGGUCGCGUAUACGCCCGGACUUUCCCAGACCGUUACGUGAUGUUGCCACUCAGAUUAAUGCAACAAUUGAUACGUGAUAACAGAAUCUUUAGCAUACUGGCUGCCCUUUUUGGUGGCAGUAAUUGUUGACGACAACCGGUGAAUUGCCAUGACAUGUUAAUACAUUUCACUUUACACACAUAUGUUAUUUUGAUUUUUGGUUUGAUCUAUUUUUGAGUGCUCACUGAAAGAUUAUAAUUAUACUAUAAUGAGAAAAUACUCCAAAAAAUCUCUUGGUAUAUUUAUUUUUGUUACAGAAAUCUCUUCGUGAAGUAAACUACAUCACAAAAUUGCCGCGAUGUUAAAAAUAU
This is a messenger RNA of Paramacrobiotus metropolitanus, 5272 nucleotides long. Its product is annotated as receptor-type guanylate cyclase Gyc76C-like. The transcript has 12 exons. Bases 1033 to 4962 code for a protein of 1309 amino acids. Lineage: Eukaryota; Metazoa; Tardigrada; Eutardigrada; Parachela; Macrobiotidae. Gene Ontology annotation, biological process: receptor guanylyl cyclase signaling pathway; cGMP biosynthetic process; intracellular signal transduction. Gene Ontology annotation, molecular function: protein kinase activity; guanylate cyclase activity; ATP binding. The record is from RefSeq and is a predicted model, not a curated record.